Molecule: messenger RNA, 1164 nt
Organism: Schistocerca piceifrons (Central American locust)
Lineage: Eukaryota; Metazoa; Arthropoda; Insecta; Orthoptera; Acrididae
Product: U-scoloptoxin(01)-Er1a-like
Exons: 3
Coding region: 35-388 (117 amino acids)
Cellular component (GO): extracellular region
Molecular function (GO): chitin binding
Source: RefSeq, a predicted model, not a curated record
CUGGCUAACGUUGCAGUGCGCGCCUGACACCAACAUGAACUCCGUCUUGCUCCUCGCUCUUCUCCUAGCGCCGGCGGUGCUGGGCGGCGUGUCGAUCCUGUUCCCGCUGCCGGCCCCGCGCGACCCCUACCACGAGCUGCACCUGCCGCGCGACCCGCCACUCUACCCGCAGCUGCACUCGCCGCCGCACACCGCCUUCUCCUGCGCCGGCCGCUCCUGGGGGCUCUACGCAGACGUCGAUGCUGCCUGCCAGGCUUUCCACUUGUGCAGACAAGACAGUUUGGUCAGCAGCUUCCUUUGUCCCAACGGAACCCUUUUCAACCAGCAGUUCCAAGUGUGUGACCAGUUUUAUAACGUACGCUGUGGAGUGCCACUCGAGGAUCUGUAGAAAUCCAUUUGGGCCACUUCACAUCCUGAAUUACGUAAUGGUAAUGAAUUCGUAUGGCCGCUCACAUUAAUACAAGCCUCCCCUGUGAGCGUCAUCUUCCUGUAAAUAAUUUUUUUUCUUUUGGAAAACUGGUGCGGAAAGGAGUUUCUAUAUUUCAUCAGUAAUGAAUAAAGUACUAUGUUGCUAUGCAAUGAGCUGUAAAAAUGUAAAUAACAACCGCUGAUUUAGUGUCAGCGGUAGGAAACUGGAAUUCCUUGUUUUAACUGUAAAUAAUAAAACUUCCUAUUUAUUGCUAGUUCUUCGUAUUAUUAGUUUGGACUAACCGAUGGAAACGUAUUAUCGAAGCUAUUCAUUCAUGUAUAAAAACAGAACCUUCCUAAUUAUUUAUGUUUCUGUAUGCCACAUAAAAUAAGACAUAAAAUACCAUGAUAUCGUUAGUUACAACAAUUUAUGGAUCAGUAAGAAAAAAAUUAAUGAUGGGAACUAUAUGCUGCCAAAAAAGUUCAUCCUCUCUCUCGCUCUCAAACGACAUUUCACUCUGUUAUGCACUAAUUUAAUAUGCUUAUAUCGAAAUAAUUUUUUAUUAUUAAAUUUCAACGUCGAUAUUAGAUUGCUCAUUAACAUUAUAUAGCUAAAUUCACUAUAUUUAUUGUGUUCGAAAGAGAAAUGUGGUUUUGUUUGUAAGUUUACUUGUACUUCUUCUUUUUAUCUGUUUAAUUUAUUAGAAUGUAGUGUAAUACAAAAUGGUUGCGUGUGUGUUGUAUGAAAAUUCUAAA